UGGCCAAUUAUAGUUGCUGUAAUUGGUUCAGCGGUACUCAUCGCCUGACGGGAUGCGCAGGUGACAGUUCUCCGCUUCCAUCCGGUAGCAAUCCUUCAUCGCCCCUACCAGUUUCUUACCGGCCCGUUUCCCCCUUUAAUGAGCCAUAGAGGCUAGCCAGAACCAGAUGCCAGAUGAUGGUACUAUUUGGCGCCCACAAGUCUCUCUACACUGGUCACUCGUAGCGCUAUGCUUUCAUCUGCGACAACGGCAACCGCAACAGCGCCAGCAGUAGUGCUAAUGAGUAAUAGUACCGGUAGUAGUACUUCAUAUUCCUCCUUUCCGCCUGCCGGAGUCAGCAGAGCUGGGCGUCAUCUACAAAGAGCGCGCGCAUCGAGAAGGUCUCACUAGCAGAUGUUCUUGUUGCGACACUCACUCCGCGCAGAGCCUACCGGCGUGCUGAACUCCGGCGUCUGUGCUCAACGUACCGCAGUCGUUCUAAGCGCCUCUUUGAGACCAGCGAGUUUCGGGUUUUUCAUAUACAUACAGCGGAUAUAAACAAUAUAACCAAGCUCGUUAACGGUGUCGCUCACGUUCAUGUAUGUGCUCUGUCAGAAAAAAUCCAAUGCUCUUCGCAAGUAUUUAAUGAGUGCAUGAAGACGAACAUUAGGCAGUGUGUUCGUACAUGAUUUGUGUGACAAUCCUGAUAUUUUCUGAUCUGACCUCUUGUAUCAGCUGUACGGUCGGCAAUUCGUGAAGAAAAGAAGCGAAGCCUGAAGGCACGCUCUUCUACGACACGCAUUUCUACGCUGGCGCAAAAGGCACAAUGACAGCCGGAGACAACAGUAAUGCGCUGCUUGGCAGCUACUACACAAUGAACGCACAAAUGUCGAAAGUGUCGAUUGAAGAUGACGAAGACUGCCUGCGCAGUCCCGCCUUCGAAGAUGAGGGAUCCUGUACACAGCUUCGAUUGAUGUAUCCGGCCGCGGGAGCAGUCUUCAUGGCUGCCCUAGCUAUCGGCGCAGCAAUCGGGUAUCCCGCAAUGGCCAUCAGCUCGAUAAUCGCCGACGCGGCUUUUGGUUCUGCAGUUGGCGCUGCAAUGGAAAAAGACUCCACAAACAUUGCUUGGUUCAACAGCAUUGUGGCACUCGCCGCCUUAUUGGGCGCCUUCAUUGCAGGACCUUUGGCGAACUCGACGGGUCGAAAGCCUACGAUCAUUAUUGCUUGCGUCCCUUUUACCAUCGGUUGGAUAUUAGUUGCUGUAGCAGAAGACCUUUCGGUGUUAUUCGGAGGACGUAUUCUUACUGGAAUAUCAACUGGAAUGAUUUGUGUCGCUGGACCUAUCUACAUCGUGGAAGUGUCUUCUCACUCAGCUCGGGGCCUUCUUGGAGGUCUCUUCGGAGGAAUCAUGUCAACUGGUAUCCUGCUCUGUGGAAUUUUCGGAGGCCUAGUUCUAGAGUGGCGUGGCUUGGCGUUUCUAAAUGCAACUCUUCCGGCUCUGACAACCAUUGCCUUUCUCUUCCUACCAGAGUCACCUAAACUGCUGGUCUCGAAAGGAAGAUUUGAUGAAGCGGUUCAGGCUAUGAAAAGACUGCAUGGUAAUCGUAUCGAUGCCCGACUUGAGGUCUUCGUCAUGAAAGAUCAAUGUGAACAUCAUGAGGAAUUUUCAAUGCGGGAUAUCUUUUCGAAAGCGACGCUGAAAGCUGCUGGAAUCGCAAUUUCUCUAAUGUUGUUCCAGGGAUUUUCUGGCAUAAACGCUGUCAUCAUGUACGCCGUUCCCAUUUUCCGCACGGCCGCACCAUCAGUAAACCCGAUUUACUGCACGAUCAUGCUGCAGGCCUUACAGGCCUUAUUUAAUGCCAUUGCUUCACCCAUCACAAACCGCUUUGGUCGGAAAGUUCCAAGCGUCAUUUCGACGUUGGGCGUAUGCGUCUCGCUCAGCGGGUUCGCCUUUUACCAGCAUUCGAACACGGACAGUCAUGUCUGGGUACCAGUGCUUUGUUGCAUGACUGCUGUCAUUUCAUUCGCAAUUGGGUUGGGCCCCUUGCCGUGGCUCAUCGUGGCCGAAAUUUCACCCACAAGAACCGCGGGCCUGAUUUCAGCUUUAGCCACAUCAACAGCUUGGGCAUCCUUCUUCAUCCUUAUUCGAACCUUUGAUAGUCUUGUGACUGCGCUGAGUUCGCCUGUGGUUUUUUGGAUAUACUCGGGCUGGUGUUUUGUCGGCGUUCUAUUCAGUAUUUUCCUUCUGCCCGAAACGGCCAACAAAUCCCACUACGAAAUCCAAAUGAUGCUAGAGGGGCGAACUUUUCCCAAGGAACUUGAGAAUGAAGGAGCCCGUGACAGCCCUAAAGUUCUCGUACACAAUGAACAGGAUAGCUGUUAAGCAGGCCAACUCCUGAGAUCCUUAACCAGGUGUUUUCCCUUUAAAACUGGCUGUAAACACUAAAUACUAUCAACAUUAGAUCUGUUAUUUUGGAUGUAUAUCUCAUAGAUAGAUACAUUUGCUGUUCUAAAGCAGCCUGGGAGAAUUAACGUUCAAACCCAAUGAAAAUACAUAGAGAAAAUAUUCGCAGAGGCAAAAAUUUUUACCCGAGUAUCUUCUCAUAAUACUUGCUAUAUGUCAUUAUCUCAUUAAUGGAUAAUUAAUAUGUCGACAAUAGACAAUGAAACACCUCCACUUCCUCAGUAAACGCGUACCUUUAGUAAGUUCUUUCUUCGAGAAAUUCGUUUGAAACUACUUGUACGCCAAAUACCUGCAAUAUUCAUCUGACAGAGUGUUUCAGUGUGUUGACUGUCUCAGAAGUCGUACAUUUUUACAAUGCAUACAUCAUUCGCGAAUGAAGAACAUCAGGAUGAAGUCGAACAGAUGUUGACGUAAAGCUCGGCUAGAUCUGACUCAUAGAAUAGCAUUAUUUAUCAAUCAGUUUAGCAUUAAUUUUCAAAUGUUAAAUCCAGCAAACAGACGUACUACGCUGCUAAAAUGUUUUUUUUUUUUUCUAGUGGCUUUUAUCGGUUUUCAGUAACGCUAUCAUAGAAAAUCGUUUGGCUAGGAGAAGUUCCCAUUUGAGUGGAUAUUGCUCCAGUCUGUAAAUAGUUGCAUACUCAUGACCUCUAGCACGAUCUGAAGUUGUACCAAAAACCUUCAUAGAAAAAAGUGGUCUCGAGCGGCACUUUUAAACGUAAUCGAGUCCCUGAUUUAUGGCUUACCUCAGGAUUCAUACAGAAAAAAAGCCGCAGAGAUACAGGUCGAAAUUGAACAAGCGACAUCCAAAGGGGCAUAUCAGGCUUUUCGUCUGAAAGUUUUUCCGUAUUACUUCUUUAAACAGUCGUAAUUCCAUAUUUGUAUUGAUCAUAUAAUCGAUAAACUAUACAAGUGUUGCUUCUAUACGCUAUAUUUUAAUAAUCUACUAUUGUGAAACAGUGACCAAAGUGGUUUAAUGCCUCUCGUUGACCUCUUGUUUCAUUAGAUAAGUAAGGUGCUUCUUAUCUAAUUAUGGAUAUAAUAAGGUUGGGUUUUAAAAAAAAAAAAAAACAUUCAUUCCGUUCGUUGAAAAUGCAAAGUAAUAUUUUUUUACUGUUCAAGUGUUGACCCUAAUUUAGAGUAUUUGCCUUGUGCAAUCAUAAUUUGAAUGUGUGAGCCGAAAAAAUAAGUUCCAUAGUCCUGAUUUUAUCGUUUAUAACAAGUAGUUGGCCGCAUUAUCUAGUAAGUGCCUAAUAAAAUGGCUGUGACAAUUUGUAGUACGUGAAUCAGAUACGUUGCAAUGAUUUUUACAGUUUUCAGCGUGCCGAUUUCCUGUAUAGUUACGCAUGCUUCAUUUCCCAAGCUUAAAAGCUAAAUCUGUACGCUUCUAUUAGACAAUGUUGAUUGAAUUUAUAAUCGUACCCGAAGACAUCCGCUCUUUUAAUACAAACAAACGAUUUUCUUCUUGAAGAAAAAUUCUUUUAGAGAGUAUCUACUAUUUGCAGAAAAUAAAAAUUUCGUUGUAUUAUCGGCUCAGUUAUUUAAAAUGGUUCGACUGUAGCCGUCUAGGAGGCUGCGUAUCAGAUUCAUGUUGAUGUUUCAUUAUUUUUUUACAUGAUUUUUUCGCGUCGCUGAUGAGAGACGACUGAAGUGAGAGUUUUCUAGAUGACUAUUUUUUAUCCGUAGUGGUACCUAAAGCCUUUACUUCGUCGUAUAUAUAUGUACAUAAAUUUUAGUUAAACACCACGAAAAAGUGCAAAAAACGUUGUAUAUAAAUGAAUAUACAUAUAAAAUAAAACGCUACGAAUCAGUGCUAAGAAAAUCGACAAUACCAGGCGUCUUCCAUUCCUAAGCUUCUGUGGCUUCAUGACUUGAAAACUAACCAUGCAUCAUAGAGUUUCAGUACUCAGACGCCUUAGAUACAUUACCUUUAUUUCUUCACUUCUCACCUCCAUCUUUUCUUUUUACCUGUAGAAUAGACCCUGCUCCCUUGAAACAGCAAAUGGAACUACCGUCAAGUGCUGUU
Molecule: messenger RNA, 4466 nt
Organism: Varroa destructor (honeybee mite)
Lineage: Eukaryota; Metazoa; Arthropoda; Arachnida; Mesostigmata; Varroidae
Product: facilitated trehalose transporter Tret1-like
Biological process (GO): transmembrane transport
Cellular component (GO): membrane
Molecular function (GO): transmembrane transporter activity
Source: RefSeq, a predicted model, not a curated record